This is a messenger RNA of Phragmites australis (common reed), 2536 nucleotides long. Its product is annotated as histone deacetylase 5-like. Gene Ontology annotation, molecular function: histone deacetylase activity. Gene Ontology annotation, cellular component: histone deacetylase complex. The record is from RefSeq and is a predicted model, not a curated record. NCBI's taxonomy places the organism in Eukaryota, Viridiplantae, Streptophyta, Magnoliopsida, Poales, Poaceae. Gene Ontology annotation, biological process: chromatin organization.
CCCAAUCGAACGAGAGGGGCAAAGCCACCAGUCCUGUCCAGUGGCCGGCGAGUCGUCGGAGCGGACACGCCUGAACUGAACCCUCCUCCAUUCCCGACUCGUCUCGGUACUUUCGCCUCCCGGCCCCGUCUCUUUCUCCGCCGCGCGAGCACAUCCCCGGCGGCGCACGAUGGCGGCGGUGGCUCGGGCUCCGCCGGGGGCCGCGCCGCGGGUGGGGCUGCUGUACGACGAGCGGAUGUGCGCGCACGCGACGCCGGACGGGGAGGAGCACCCGGAGAACCCCGAGCGGCUGCGCGCCAUCUGGCGCAAGCUCAACGCCGAGGGCGUCGCCUCCAGGUGUGUGGUCUUUAAGGCCAAGGAAGCGGAGGACAAGUAUAUAGCUUCUGUUCAUAGCCAGAACCAUAUAAAACUGAUGCGAGAUAUCAGCUCGAAAAAAUAUGAUUCCAGCAGAAACAAGAUUGCUAGGAAAUUCAAUUCCAUUUACUUCAACAAGGGUUCCUCAGAGUCUGCAAUUCUUGCAGCUGGUUCUGUCAUAGAGGUAGCUGAGAAGGUCGCUUCUGGCGAGUUAAGUUCUGCUAUUGCUCUAGUCAGACCUCCAGGCCACCAUGCAGAGCAUGAUGAGGCAAUGGGAUUUUGUCUCUUCAACAAUGUGGCAAUUGCGGCUAAUUAUCUCUUAAAUGAGAGGCCUGAUUUAGGUAUCAAGAAGAUAUUGAUUGUCGAUUGGGAUGUUCACCAUGGAAAUGGCACACAGAAAAUGUUCUAUAAUGACCCUCGUGUAUUGUUCUUUUCAGUUCACAGAUUUGAUUAUGGAAGCUUCUAUCCUGCUGAAGGUGAUGCUUCUCACUGUUUCAUUGGGGAGGAAGCUGGUAAAGGGUAUAACAUUAACGUGCCCUGGGAGCAUGGGAAGUGUGGUGAUGCAGAUUAUAUUGCUGCAUGGGACCACGUACUGCUUCCUGUCACUGAAGUUUUUGAUCCCGAUAUAAUACUGGUUUCUGCUGGGUUCGAUGCAGCAUUGGGUGAUCCUCUCGGUGGUUGCUGCAUCACUCCAAAUGGAUAUGCUCAGCUAUUAACAAAGCUGUUAGGAUUUGCUCAUGGAAGGAUAGUGAUGGCUCUUGAGGGAGGUUAUAACCAGGUCAUAGCAAAUUCAUUUUUUGCUUGUGCCAAAGUCUUGUUGGGAGAUAAAUUCACAUUCAACUCUCCAGAGAUGCAGCCAUUUGAAUCUACAUGGAGAGUUAUACAAGCGGUACGCGAUGAAUUGAAGACAUGCUGGCCUGUUUUGAGUAGUAAGCUGCCAGAGAAAGUAUUAUUGAGGAGUAGGCCCUCACCAAGUGAGCUCUACGCUUCCUCUGGCUCCGAGUCUGACGUUGAAGAUGUUGCUGAUCUCUCUGGUGCUGCUUCAUCUGUCAAUGUUAUUCAAGUUGAUGAUGCUGUAAGCGAACACCUCUCAAAAAUGAAACUUGAUGAAGACAACAUGGCAACGAAGACCACCUCAAAUUGCACAACAGCAGAACAAAGUCCAACUGAUUCAGUUGAAGCACAUAAUGAUGCAUCUGUGGUGGUGUCCAAAAGAAUCUCUGAUCUAUCUUUUACUUGGCGAUCAGUUUUAUCAAGAACUUAUGUUUGGUAUGCCAGCUUUGGCUCAAACAUGUGGAAGCCAAGGUUUCUGUGCUACAUUCAAGGGGGAAAGGCUGAGGGUAUGUGCAUGCCAUGUUGUGGAUCACAUGACACAAGCUCACCAAGAGGAACCAUGUGGAAGACCGUGCCUCACAGAUUGCUUUUCGGGAGAUCCUCUACUCCCUGUUGGGGAACUGGUGGUGCUGCUUUUAUCAACCCUGAGAUAAACUGCAAUGAGAAGUCUUAUGUCUGCAUGUAUAAAAUAACGCUUGAGCAAUUCAAUGAUAUCUUGUUUCAAGAGAACCGUUUAGUGCCGGAGAGUGGCAAAGAUGGAAAUGUCGAGUAUCCUGACUCUCCUUUGAUUGGUUCAACUGAAAUGGAGUUUAUGUCUACAAACAAAGCUCUUCAUCUUCAACCUAUUAAGGAUAGCUGGUACUCCAAUGUACUUUAUCUUGGAAAGGAGGAUGACCUUCCAAUUCUAACUAUGACGUGCCCUUCGUCAGAUAUUGAGCGGUUCAAAUCUGGUGAGCUACCAUUAGCACCUCCAUCGAAGACCUACGCCGCCACUCUGAUAAGGGGCCUUGUGGAAGGGAAGCAGCUAGAUGAAGUCGAAGCCGCCAACUACAUCGAUUCUGCUGCUGCAAGAGGCUUGUGAAGCCGCUUCAUCGUGUGUUUUGUACAGCCCGUAGGGAGGAUUACUAGGUGUGUUAAGAUACAGCUUUGAUUCAGAGGAAGCCCGUCUAGGCUUCAUUCUCCGCAAAUGGAGAAUCUGGAUCCGAAUUGAACUGGGCAAGAUUCCUUAGCUUGAUCAUUGGUGGAGAAACGCUGUAGUAUUUGCGAAGUUGCAAUAGAUGCAACACCGGUGAUUGUCUGGCGUAUUUGGUAUGGAAUGCCCGUGAUAUUAUUUCUGCUGUUAUUGCCA